This is a messenger RNA of Fusarium redolens, 1925 nucleotides long. RefSeq names its product Alpha/Beta hydrolase protein. Lineage: Eukaryota; Fungi; Ascomycota; Sordariomycetes; Hypocreales; Nectriaceae. Gene Ontology annotation, molecular function: homoserine O-acetyltransferase activity. The record is from RefSeq and is a predicted model, not a curated record. The transcript is spliced from 3 exons. Gene Ontology annotation, biological process: L-homoserine metabolic process. Bases 313 to 1794 code for a protein of 493 amino acids.
AUCUCAAUUGGCUGAGUCAUGGCAGUCAAUGGAGACCAGCCAGAAUUACGCCAUAGCAAGGCCCAGGUUUUUUCACAUAAACACUCAUAGAAUCACUUCUUUUGGGUCAAUCGAGCUCUAAAGCACUAUUGACUAACGUAUUUCUACCCGAAUAGUCCCAAUUCUUAUCAGGUUGAGUCACUCUGAGAUUGAGCGACUUCAAUAUCAAAGUUUAAGACCCCGGGAGCGACCCCGGUCCGAUCUUUCUGUAUAACCUCUCACAAUUACAUCAGUACAGAUAUCGUGGAGAGACUUCGACAACCUCAUACGAUCAUGCCAGUUGCGACUAUGGCUGAAAGCACUGCUACACACGGCGAUUCUCGCAAACACUAUGAAAGAACGCAAUCACAGUCUGAGAACCCGUUCUCUGCCCUCAUUCCUGAGCAGCAGAUAGCGAUUGUUCCAGAAUUCACUCUCGAGUCCGGAGUUACACUCUAUAACCUACCGGUCGCUUAUACCACUCGCGGUAAACUCAAUGAAGAGGGCAACAAUGCCAUGGUAAUCUGUCAUGCUCUCACUGGAAGCGCCGAUGUGGGUGACUGGUGGGGUCCUCUACUUGGAGGUCCUGGCCGAGCUUUCGACACUUCAAGAUUCUUCAUUGUUUGUAUGAACAGUCUUGGCAGUCCUUAUGGUACUGCAAGCCCAGUAACUGCCAAGGACAAUGACCCAAGCAAGGGUCGAUAUGGACCCGAGUUCCCUCUAACCACCAUUCGAGAUGAUGUUAACCUUCACAAGCUCAUCCUUGAUGAUCUAGGCGUGAAGCAACUUGCUGCUGUUGUUGGGGGUUCUCUUGGUGGCAUGUUUGUGCUCGAGUGGGCAUACUUUGGCAAGGACUAUAUCCGAUGCAUCGUCCCUAUCGCGACCUCGAGUAGACAUAGCGCUUGGGGCAUUAGCUGGGGUGAAGCUCAACGACAGAGCAUCUACGCCGACCCCAAGUACGACGACGGAUAUUAUUCAUUCGAUGACCCCCCUUCCACUGGUCUGGGUGCGGCUCGUAUGUCUGCUCUGCUCACAUAUCGAAGUCGCAACUCUUUCGAGUCCAGAUUCGGACGCAACAUCCCCGACCCAUCCAAGGUCCAAACUAUUGGAGGUCGACCUCGACCCUCAACUCCCUCAGAGGCACAUUUCCACAUCCACAACGAUGGACAUGUUGUAAAGCGUACAUCCAUAUCUCGCCAGAACAGCACAACUGAUGCAGCCUCAACUGCUAAGUCACCUGCUGUGCCCGACAACGUAGCGGAUCCUCAGUUCCAUGGACCUACCAAUGGCAGUCUCACUGGAGGAGAGAUGCCUCAGUCACACUAUUUCUCUGCCCAGUCGUAUCUACGAUACCAGGGACGUAAGUUCGUUACGCGAUUCGACAGCAACUGCUACAUUGCCAUGACUCGUAAGUUGGACACGCAUGACGUGUCACGCAACCGAGCAGACACUAUCGCAGAUGCACUAGCCAUGAUCCAACAACCCACACUUGUUUUGGGCAUUGAGAGCGAUGGCCUCUUCACUUUUGCUGAGCAGGAGGAGAUCGCACAGCACGUACCUAAUGCACGUCUCGAGCGAAUCGAGAGCCCUGAGGGACACGAUGCAUUUUUGUUGCAGUUUGAGCAAGUCAACAACUACGUUCUCUCAUUUUUCAAGGAAGUCUUGCCUGAUAUCAUGUCCAAGGAUGGUGAAGCACCUGAGGAGGCCAGUGUUGGGCAAAUCACCAAGUCGAGCACAUUUGGAGAAGCUGAAGUUGAGGAUAUUACUGCUUGGUAGAUCGCGCUUGGAGUAAUGUCAAGAUGGCGCCUGAUGCCAUGCCACAGAAAAGAUUAGACAAGAAUGAAAAUCAUGAUGACGAGUUCGAAUAUGCACAAUUGUAUUGUUAAUGCGUUGUCCUCUAGCCGAGU